This is a messenger RNA of Esox lucius (northern pike), 3423 nucleotides long. Its product is annotated as LRR and PCC domain-containing protein. Gene Ontology annotation, cellular component: plasma membrane. The coding region runs from base 181 to 1794 and encodes 537 amino acids. Lineage: Eukaryota; Metazoa; Chordata; Actinopteri; Esociformes; Esocidae. The transcript has 2 exons. The record is from RefSeq and is a predicted model, not a curated record. Gene Ontology annotation, molecular function: protein binding.
AAGGACUUCAUGACAUUAUCUGACCAAUAGCUGAAAGGUCUGUCUUGCCCAAUGUAGACAUGUUGUGGGUGGACUUGCACAGUGUGUGUUAGUUGGACUGAAGCCUCAAAUCCCCAAGGGAAAUUAUUUUCUCUAUUCAGACAUUUGGAAACCUGGAAAAUAGUCACAAAACAGUGAAGGAUGUUGAAAUAUUUUGGUUCCACGUUGUGGCUGUUCUUUCAUCUUUUUCAACAUGGGGCCACUUCUGCACCGAACACAAACUGUCCUCCUAAAUGCCAGUGUUUCUCAUCGACAAAGGUGAUGUGUUCUCAGGAGAGCUUGAGAUCCAUGCCCACAAACACGUCUACCCAAGUGAAGGAGUUGAUUGUGAUGACAACAGGUCUCAUGCACCUGAGCUCGACCAUGCAUUAUGGCCCUCAUCUCACCAAACUGGUCUUUGUCAACAACCUGCUGUCCCACGUAUCCACCACGGCGUUUGACCAUCUGACUGGCUUGGAGGAGCUGGAGAUCAGCGGCAACCAUUGGCUGGAGCACUUGAACCCUGGAACCUUUGGCAAUCAGAGGAAUCUCACUCGACUUAUGCUGAAUUUCAAUAAGUUCAAGUCACUCAGCAACGGCCUCUUUAGUUCCCUCCAGAAGCUGAUGACUCUUCAGUUGAAGGGUAACCUCAUCUCCCACCUGCCCGGGCAGAUUUUUCAGAACCUCCAGAGUCUUCGCGUUCUUGACCUGUCCCUGAACAGGCUCUCUAAGGUGGAAGGGGAGCUUCUCAGUGGCUUGUCCCAGCUAGAGUCCCUCAGACUGGGCUACAACCGGAUUGACGUUCUCUUGCCCGACACAUUCCACAACAUCUCCAAGGUGAAAAAUCUUUACUUGCAGGGAAAUCGAAUAUCUCACCUCCCUCGAGGGGUCUUCUCACACCUAGAAGAACUAGAGGAGCUGAAUCUUCGCGGCAACUUGAUCGCAAAUGUGAGCUCUGGAACCUUUCCCUCUAGCUUGCAGCAGCUGGAUCUCAAAGACAACCGAAUGGCAUGGAUCUCGUCUGAUUUAUUCUGUGGUCUUACCAGUCUUAGUCACCUGUUCCUGUCCAAGAACCAGCUCACUGACCUUCCAGAGGCAGUUUUUCGAAAUCUAACGGCUUUGCAACACCUGGACCUCUCUAAGAACCAGCUAAUAUUGCUGCCUGGAACAAUCUUCCAAGGUCUCAGAGAACUCGAAUUCGUCCACCUGCAGAACAACAACCUGAGCUCUCUGGAGGCCAUGCUGUUUGAGGACCAGGUGUUUUUGGAGCAGCUUUACCUCUCAGAUAACAGCCUCCAGAUGCUUCCACCGGGCUUCUUCGACACGUCGGCCCACGAAAACGUGAUGAGGUUGAGACGGAACCCCUGGCACUGCGACUGCCACAUGAUUUAUCUGUACGACUACAUGGUUGAACACAGCCACUUAGUGGAGGACCUCAGUAACGUUUAUUGUAAGGGUCCCAUAUCUUUACGAGGACAGAGUCUGGUAUCCAUAGAGAGGGACCAGCUGGUGUGUCCAAGUAAUAUCUCUUCGAGAGCCAGCGCUGUCCCGUUCAAUUGCUCUGUGGAGGAGAGGCCACACCCUGGCAAAUGUACUGUCCAGGUCAUUGACGACAACAUGACUAUUAAGUGCAAAGUGACUAAGGGUAGGCCUUUGAGCCUCAAAGUGCAAUUCCAAGAAGGGGAUAGUAACCCCUCUGAGUAUAUCUUGAAAAAAGACUCACCACAGUCAGAAUCGUCACAAUGUCAUACUUGGACUAUUAAUCCCACUGUGUAAAGUCUUUUUUACAAUUUCUUUUUUUUUACCCCAUUUUCUCCCGUACUUUAUGUUGUUAUUUCUUACUGUAUGGCCAUGUUUCAAUGCAAAAACUCAGAGUGGCAUUUAUGAAGAAAUAUACAUGAUGUACAUUUUUGUAUGUGCCAACAUACUGAAUAUGAGAAAAAAGUUAAUCUCCCCUGAAUCUUAUAUACAUUUUAGGUAUAGUUUUUCUCAUUUAUCGGUUGUAAGUAAUUUAUAAUAUGAUUUGAUGCUGACAUAAGCAUUAUUGGGUUUAACUUAAAUAAAUAUUUCCUGCAGUCAUUGUCAAUAUUGAAGGCCUAUAAUGAAAUGCUGACAACCAGUAACUGACAGUGUUUCCCACUUAAAUCGGAGUGAUAAGCAGGGUGAAUGAACUGUUUUGUAAGGUUCAAAGUUCACCUGAAGAGGUUUAGACCAUGUUGUGAACCCAGUAGUAUCCACAUCAUCGUUAAAUCCUUUUUUACUUCCUGCCUGUAAAAUGUGUCCUUCCUCCAGGACUCCAGGAUUGAUCUUGUCAGUUUACACUUGAAACAUAUGGUCACACUCAAAUCAAAAAUCUUUCUUCUACAACUGUCUACAAAAUCUUCACACACUUAAAAUGAGGACCAAAUCGGGGGGGGGAAAAAAGAAUGCAUGAACUGGGUUGAAGUGGGGCUUGUCUAACAAAUACACUACUGUAACGUAGAUUUCUACCAGCAGAUGACUCCAUUUCUCAUCAUCUUCCCAUAAAAUUAUACAUUUCUCUCAUUUCUACCAUCUGAAUCACCCUUUUCGGUAUCACUCCCAUAGAUUAUCAAAGUAUUCGCAAACCAUCUUAGAUAUUUACAUUAUUUAGCAUACACCCAAUUGCCCUCGCCCACUAAUACGUAUUUAUGCCACCCAUAGAUAUAGACUGUAACUAUGCAGGCAUACAUAGCAAAUUAACUUUCAGCCACCCCAGUAAUGAACUUGUUGGUUGUUAUGUCGAUCAGUCUGAACACAAACUGUACAGCAUUGCCGAUGGAGGGGAAAGACAAGUUUUCCUAAUGAACGAGUAAGUUAAGAUAUGCAUUUAAAAACCAACACCAGUGAUCAAUUUGGAACAACAGUUUCACAGCUAAUUUACCAUCUAGAAUUAAGGACAACAAAAUGUUCAACGAACACUUUCAAUGUAACAACAAAAAUACAUCAAUUAAGAGAGAUCCUCCUGGAGAUAUGAAUCUUUUUCGAAACAGAGACGACCCAAUCCUAUAAAUGUAUUUUCAACAAGCACAAACAUCAGUGGAAGUGCUUACAAAGACGCCACCAUAGAGAUUUGACAUCUAUCUCCGGGAUCCACUCAGUCUUUUAUCUGGAGCUUUAAACAUGGAUCGAGACAAACAAGCCGUCCGGGGAGACUUGUCACACACCACCGCCCCUGGACAUAGGAGAGGAUGACAGGACGGCCGAAGAAAAGAGUCGAGGAAGAAGAGGGGAGGGCACACAGAUGGCAACACCUUGAAUAAAACACUCUAACCCAGCAGUUUAUAGGGGUCAGGGGUCGUGGGGUCGAUUGGGUCCUUCGUCUGAGAUGAAUGACAUCACAAUUCAGCUGACAAGUAUUGGCCUCCAUAGCUGGCAGGGACGGCA